Molecule: messenger RNA, 4657 nt
Organism: Larimichthys crocea (large yellow croaker)
Lineage: Eukaryota; Metazoa; Chordata; Actinopteri; Sciaenidae
Gene: sik1
Product: salt-inducible kinase 1
Exons: 14
Coding region: 278-2710 (810 amino acids)
Biological process (GO): protein phosphorylation; intracellular signal transduction; microtubule cytoskeleton organization
Cellular component (GO): cytoplasm
Molecular function (GO): ATP binding; tau-protein kinase activity
Source: RefSeq, a predicted model, not a curated record
AGUGCCGAAGCCCUGAGCUCUGCAUUCCGGCGGAGCGCACAGGCACACACCGGCCACAGCUCAGUCCCGGGCCGAGAGACUUGUUGUAUAAAGUAUCAAAGUGAAGUUUAUUAUUUUUUUACACUCUGUGCUCUGUGCUCACUGUCGACACGUCGCUCCGGCUGUGGAAUGGUUUACGUUUCCUCUGAGAGCUGUCUGAACUGUGAGAGAAAGUGGUUUAUGUCCGCUCAUUAAGGUACUCGCCUUAGACACUGUAACUCCAGACUGUUGCUGCAGCAUGGUGAUCAUGACAGAGAACGGCCGGGGGGUUCAGUCCAGCCCUACCCAGGGAAGACCCCUGCAGGUCGGCUUCUACGAGAUCAUCCGCACCCUGGGGAAGGGAAACUUUGCAGUGGUGAAACUGGCCAAACACAAAGUCACCAAAACGCAGGUGGCCAUUAAGAUCAUCGACAAGACCAGACUGAACCCGUCCAACCUGGAGAAAAUCUACAGAGAGGUGCAGAUCAUGAAGCUGCUAAACCACCCACACAUCAUCAAACUCUACCAGGUCAUGGAGACCAAAGACAUGCUGUACAUCGUGACAGAGUAUGCAAAGAACGGAGAGAUGUUCGACCACCUGACCUCAAAUGGCCGAAUGAGUGAAGAUGAGGCACGCAAGAAGUUCUGGCAGAUUCUCACAGCCGUGGACUACUGCCAUCGACAUCACAUCGUUCACCGUGACCUAAAAACCGAGAACCUGCUGCUGGAUGCCAACAUGAAUAUCAAACUGGCCGACUUUGGGUUCGGAAACUUCUACAACGCAGGAGAGCCUCUGUCGACGUGGUGCGGCAGCCCGCCGUACGCCGCCCCCGAAGUGUUUGAGGGGAAAGAGUACGAAGGACCUCAGCUGGACAUUUGGAGCCUCGGCGUGGUGCUUUAUGUUCUCGUCUGCGGCUCUCUUCCGUUCGAUGGACCGAGCCUUCCUGCACUCAGACAGAGAGUCACCGAGGGACGAUUCAGAAUCCCUUUCUUCAUGUCUCAAGACUGUGAAAACCUGAUCCGUAAGAUGCUGGUGGUGGACCCGGCCAGGAGGAUCAGCGUGGCCCAAAUCAAGCAGCAUCGCUGGAUGCUGGCAGACCCGACAGCCGCCCAUCAGACCCUCAGCCAUUCCCUGACAGAGUACAACUCAAACCUGGGGGACUACAGCGAGCCCGUGCUGGGCAUCAUGAACACACUGGGCAUUGACCGACAGAGGACUAUCGAGUCUCUGCAGAGCAGCAGCUACAAUCACUUCUCUGCUAUCUACUACCUGCUGCUGGAGAGAGUGAGGGAGCAUCGCGCCCAGCAGCUCAGCCGCCAAUGUGGAACCUGGAGCCAGAGACCCAGGAGCACCUCCGACUCCACCGGCCCAGAGGUGAUCAUGGAGUCUGCAGACAGCUUCAGAACCACAGCGUUUUCACUUCCAGCCAAAAGCGCCCCUCCAGUGUACUCGGAGAAGGAGUACGAUCAAGGUGGAUUGUUCCAGCGUGUGGUGUUUCCAGUGGAGGCCAGCCUGAACAGACUGCUCUGGAACCGCUCCAUUUCACCCAACAGCCUGCUGGAGACGAGCAUCAGCGAAGAGGUGCGACCCCGAGACCUGGAGGAGGAGGAGGCAGCGACGCAAACCCUCGGCCCCUUGGUCCUUCCCACCACCACUUCCCGCAGGCACACUCUGGCCGAGGUGUCGGCCCGUUUCCACCAGUGCAACCCUCCAUGUAUUGUGGUCAGUCCCUCAGAUGGUGCCUCUUCUGACAGCUGUCUGAAGUCCUCAUCCAGUCCAGCUCCCUCUUUGCAGGCUGCUAUGGGUGACAUGUCGACACUUCUGGCCUCAGGGGCCGAUGGUGGAGCUCUGCUGCCUGCUGGAGCUCCUCUGGCCCUCUCCUCCCACCUCCUACCCCAGGCCCAAGGCAGCCUGCCUCCUGCCAGCUUCCAGGAGGGCCGGAGAGCCUCUGACACCUCCCUCACUCAAGGCCUCAAAGCUUUCCGCCAGCAGCUGAGGAAAAACACACGCACUAAAGGGCUUCUGGGAUUAAAUAAGAUCAAGGGUCUGACGAGGCAGGUUGUUCCUCCACCCUCCUGUAACCGCGGCAGCAGAGGGUCACUGGGUCCGGCCCUCUCUGAGCACCGCAGCAUGCUGGAGGAGGUGCUGCACCAGCAGAGGAUGCUACAGAUCCAGCAUCAACCCCAGCCACAAGUCCAAGCUGCUCCAACAGGACCUACGCAGAAUCCCCUGCUCUUUCUGGCCCAGCAGCAGUCACCCUCUCCUCCACCUACCACCGUCUUUGCUUCUUCCUCCUUGUUCGACACGCCCGCACCCUCCGCCUUGCAUCCUCAGCAGGCUUCAGUGAGUCUACAGCACGGCCCCUGGCAACAACAACCCCUCGAGACUCCGUCCUCCGGCUGCUGCUCCUCGUCCACCUCGUCCUGCUUCUCCUCUUCUCUCUCCCCCGUGGCCUCCGCUGCUUACCUCCUCGAGGCUCGUCUGCACAUCAGCCAGCAAACCCACCCUCACCCGCACACCAGCCUCCAACAGCAGCAGCCCCAGUCUGCAACUACACAAGGCAACUUCCACAUCAUGUCCAAACCGGCGGCGUGGAGCAUGGGCACUGCCUCCGGCGCAGAUCCCAACAUGCAGGAGCUGGGUCUGGCUGCGCAACAGCAGCAGCUCAGCAGCUGUGUGAUGGUGAAGUAAUACGACAGCCAUCGAGACCGCCGAUUGUUCUCUGCGUGGAAGACACUCGAAUCUCAAUGUAGAAGUGGUGAGAAAGAACAAAAAAAAGCAGAAGCGACAAAUUUGACACGUGACAGUGUGUCCACACGCGUGUGUGUAUGUUGUGUUUGCUUUUGAUAUCAUGUAAGCUAAAGACUAAGCAAUAACCAAACUCUGGACAAGGUGUUAAACUCAUAUCAGAAGGCCAGAGAAGCAAUAAUAGACUGAAAGACUCUCAUCCAGCUCCCUGAUCCGACGGACUCGGAGCUGACGAUACAAGCCGAUCUCACAUGUGAUGCUGUUUUGAAUACAGGAAGGCUCUUCCUCAUUGUUUUUUUUUUUUGUCAUUUCCUGUUCUCGAUGUUUUUCACUUGACUGGACAGAAGACCAAAAUUCUUCUCUUUUUUUUUUUUUGUCAUAUUUUUCCACUUCGAUCACCUUUUUUUAAAGAGACAUUUCUCUGUAGCAGCGCGUCGGACGUGCAGCAUAGUGCCCUAAGCUUCAACAAACGUUCACCGAAGGAGUUUGAUUUCUAUCGAAACUGUGAUUACUUUUUUUUUUGUUGUUGUUGUUUUUUUUUCAUCCGUGCGAGAUUAUCAUAGCUACGCAAACAUGCUGCUUUUACCUCAAGCUGCAAACAAACAAAAAAACAAACUGCUGCAUCCUCAUCAGCCAUAACUGAAGGAAGAUUAGUCGUCUUGCUGAUCGAGAUAAGCACAAACAGGUACUUCAAGUCAGCUUGGUAGCACCUUACACGAUGUGGAUACGCCCCCCCCCUCCGUUCGAUGGACACCUUCUCGUUAGAUGCUUCUACUACCUCCUCAGGCAACAAAACAUCGAUCCCAGAUUAUCAGAGGAAUUUUCUUUUCAUAUGGACAGAACAAAGACCGUGGGAACAGUGCAAUAUUUCACAUUGAAAUACAAAAAAGGAAAGACUCUACAUAGGACGAUCAAAAUGUACACGCGUGUUUGCCUGAGGCUUUCUUCUUUCCUGGCUAGCUGACUAGAACAGGUACUAGUUAUGUAACAUGCUAAAAAAACGAUACUGUAGAGAGGAAAAAAUACAUUUCAAGAUGCUCGUUAGUCGGAAGAAUUUUGGGUUUUACCAAAGAGCGAACAGCACAAGAGAUGAGCGAUGUAUCACAAAUACACUACUACUGACUUUACACUUUGAAUGCUGUCUCCAGAUGUAGCACGGUGGUUAAGCUUUUAGCAGUUUCACACGAUCUCCUCUAGCUUUUUUUUGCUGUGAGCCACCAAAAUCCUAAUGCUACAUGUGUGUUGUUGUUUCCUAUCAGGACCAUGGUGGUGUUUCAUUUUUUUGUACUUUUCUAGAAAAAGAAGAAGAAGAAGAAGAAGAAAAAACAAUCUGAUCAUAGCAAUACCAUGUUGUGCUGGAAGUUGAACUUUUCUUCAGUUGUUAGAAAUGUGUAGGAGCGAUCGGUAACGAGCUGAUUGAUUCUGUGCGGUCAGUACAGACGACGUAUUAGAGAGCGUGCAGGAGGUCUGUCGUGUCGUAGUUAGUCCUCUCAUAUCUGUGAAACUCGCUUCUACGUUGGAAACAUGCAGUGUUAAUAUUUAUAACCAAUUUAUCUUAUUUUAUUUUUGGUUGAUUGCACUCACUACCAACACUUGUGCCUUUAUCUGAACAAACUCCUGAAGAAAGAAAUCGCUCUGUUAUCGGUCGUUCACUCAGAAGCCCCGUCCCUCCUCUUUUGAUAUCCUCUCUCUGCUCUCUUCUCUGAAUCUGACCUUUGAACUCGCUGUGUGAACAGAAGAAAGAAUUGCACUUUAUUCAUGUUUCUUAUUGCUGAUUUUGUUUCUCAUGAUGGAAAGAAAGACGUCACAAAAGAACUGUUGAGACACUAAGACUCUUGAUGCAAAUCUCUAAGAUGACCCCUUUUUUUUUUUUUGAUAAUCUUUGGAUAA